GCUGUAAUCCACCCAUGGAUGAAGUUCUCCAUCAAAGCUUGGAUUCGUAUUUAAACUAUAAAGCACCCUUCUCGGCCUUCUUCCACUCGCACCUUUUUUGCUCAAGUCCAAUUGUCUCUUCUGUUUUCAAUUGACCGCCAAAAGAAGUCUUUACAAUGGUUCGCCCAUUAUUAUUUCUUGCUUCUCUGCUUCCAAUUGUCACAGCAAGCUGGAGUAUCAAUAACGAGGCGGAUAGACAUGCUUGUCAAAAACACUCAAAAAAUCCGUUGGAAGGUUGUGAUUUGCAAAAGACGAAAUAUGUAGAUUUCACCGGCGAUAAUUCGAGUUUCAAGACAGUGCAGUCUGCUGUGGCAAGUUUGCCAAAUAAUACUGAUACAUAUGUUAUCCUUAUUGCAUCCGGAAACUAUACAGAGCAGGUCAACGUCACUCGUCGUGGUCCCACAUAUCUGCUCGGACAAACCGAAAAUCCUCAAAACCAAUCUGCGAACACCGUCAAUAUUAUCUGGAAGGCGGUUGCUGGUACUGGGGAUAAUGCUUACACAUCCACUUUGACCGUUGCACCGAAUCUCAAUGCAUCAUUGACUGGAAGUGGAGCGACUGGAUUUGCUGUCCCACCAGGAACACCAUUUGGAUGCACGGAUUUUAGAACAUACAAUCUGAAUCUCAUCAAUGAUUUCAUGCCAUACACUGAUGGACCUUCCCUUGCAUUGAGCAUAAGUUAUGCAAACGGUGGCUUCUACUACACCGGCUUCUAUAGCUACCAAGAUACUGUUUACGUAGGAAAACUAUCCAACUCCUACAUGUCUCAAUCUGUUGUCGCCGGUCAGACCGAUUUCUUCUACGGCUUCGGAACUCUCUGGGUCACUAACACACAAAUCUUACUUCGAUCGUGUGGUGGAGGAAUUACUGCGUGGAAAGGAACCAACACAACUUUCGAGAACAAAUAUGGAGUGUAUAUUGUAGAUUCAACUGUACAGAAAGCAAAUAGCAGCUUAAGCAUCCAAGGAAAAUGUCCACUUGGUAGACCUUGGAAUGCACAAAUGCGAUCUAUCUUCGCCCGUACCUACCUCGACGAUUCGAUUCUCCCCGCAGGUUUUAUCGACUGGUCUCCUGCCCGCUACAAUGCCAACAAUGGUAACUACAGCACCACCCAAGCUGAAUACAAGAAUUAUGGCCCGGGAUACAAUGCAACUGCACGAGCCCUUGCGUUGUUCGAUGUCCAAUACAAUGACAGCCAGUGGGCUCCUUACAGUAGUCCAGCGAAAGUUUUCCAGGAUCCUGAAGGAAAAUUCGGGGAUGUGAGCUGGGUAGAUUUCAACGUUUAGUUUAAUUGGCCAGGAGAGAGAUCGAGUUACAUGAUGGAAGUAUAUGUAAUGUUAAGUAAAGAAUUGUCGAUUUAAUAAAAGCUGUUUCUGUAGAGUAUGGAGGUAUAUUUUAUGAUCCAACUGUUGGUUGCUUGCUCACCCUUACUUAGCACCGCUAAGUGGCAUAACUACCAGAAAAAUAUCAGAAUCUCGAUUGAGAUCUAAAAAUCAAUCGGAUU
This is a messenger RNA of Botrytis sinoallii, 1543 nucleotides long. RefSeq lists its product as uncharacterized. Lineage: Eukaryota; Fungi; Ascomycota; Leotiomycetes; Helotiales; Sclerotiniaceae. Gene Ontology annotation, molecular function: pectinesterase activity. Gene Ontology annotation, biological process: cell wall modification. The record is from RefSeq and is a predicted model, not a curated record. The coding region runs from base 156 to 1325 and encodes 389 amino acids. The transcript is spliced from 7 exons.